AUGACACGGUUUCAAGAGUUGCUGCUAAAUGUAUUAUUAUUUCUUAGUAUGGUGACGUUAAUAAAGGCAAGAAUUACGGUCUAUAAAUGUCAAGAUUCAUCACCGAAGGCCUCUUGUAGACAAGAGUGCUAUGAAGACUGCAAAGUGUCGUGCGGACAAGCUGAUCCUCAACUUAAGUCAUGUGAACAAAAAUGCCUAGAUCAUGGAUCGUGCGAUUUGAAAUGCGUUACCAAGGAGACCUGUCACCAGGACUGUGAAUCGCUGCUAACUUGUGGAUCAGUAUUUUGCAAAACAGCCAGCUGCACUCAACGCUGCGAUGAAGGAAUGUGCAACAUGAGUUGCAGAGCGACUUCUCACUGUAAACAGCAGUGUAAUGCAGGAUCGUGUCACCUUAAAUGUGCCAAAACUAGUGAGAGAUGCAAACAGGUGAGUAUGGGAGCACUUUAGUAUAAAAUAGUGAGAAAAUGUGUCUUUCAAAAAAAAAGACGACGCCUCAUUUUUUUUCGCCAGGGCUAUUGGGUUUUUGCUAAAACGUCGCUUUGUUGACCACGUGAUCAAAAGAAACAAGACAUGAGGUGUAAAUUAGUCAAUGAGUCUUUAGUUACCCAGUCCUAACCUGGUCCUAACCUUACCCAGUAACCCUAACCUCAAACCAUAACCCCAGCUUACCUAAUAACUUGACUCACAACUGGCAUUGACUCCUAGGAGUCACAAAAUAAGCUGUUUUCUCAAAAGAAACGUCAGGCUCUGGAUAAUAAAGUCACGUUUUACUCAGACUUGUGCACAGCAUGUGUUGAGGAACGGAAACCGUGAAGUGGUUAUUUCAUCAACGGGACAGAACACACAAAGGGCCCUAAGACAUUGAUUUGGAUUAGACAAAAAUUAUAGCAGGUGACACACUCGAACACCAAGCCAAGGUUUAAGCGGCGGUCGGACAAGUAUCUUACGCAUGCGCACUUCCAUAUCGACCAAGCUGAGGAGUGUUUCUAAUGAGUGUUUGCUUAUGUUGGCAAAAGUAGAGGCAGAGAGGGGAAGUGUACUUUUUUCCCGUUCUCCUACUUUUGCCAUUUAUACCAGCCAGGAGACCAUUAUCUGACCUGUGACAGGAGCACUGAGACGGGAAGGACAAGGACGUUCCCUAAUCCGUUUUCUCGGUGGUCUCUUGGUGUUGCAAACGAGCUUAAUCACCAAUUAACGUAUACACAAUAUUGAAAAGACACUGAGCAGUACCUACACCACAACGCAAAAGCAAACCAGCAAUGGUUUCCGCAACAUCAAAAAACAUCCCUUUUCUCCUACCUCAUCUUCGAUCCUACUAAUUACUUCUUUCUCCUCCUUUCCCUUCAUCUCUCCUCUUUCCCUCCUACUUUGCGAGAAACUAUCAUCUAACCUGUGACCGGAGAGCAGAUACAGAAAGAGAAAAUGUGCUCAAGAAAUCUAGUCCCCUGCCUCCUUACUGUAACCUACCAACUCCCCCAACUCCUUCCUCUAGUUAUACUGCAAUGACCCUAUAUUGUUUACCCAACGUUAUAGUCAUGCUGGGAAGGCAGCUGCCCAACAUUCUGCAGUGCUAAGCGUUCAUGUGAUCAAAACUGUGAAUACGGCGAAUGUCCAAUGACAUGUACCACAGACGAUUGCAUUCAGUCCUGUACAGGCGGAAAGUGCAGAAUGAAAUGCAGAACCAAGAACAGUUGUGAGCAGCGGUGUUCAUCGCUGCGCAGAAUCUGUCCAUUGGUUGAAUGUCAUAGUAAAGAAAAAUCAUGCGAACAGGUGAGCUUUACACUUCCUUUACAACUCAACCUUAAGGGUGGAAGACCUUCUCACCAGAAACAGAAUAUCCACUACCCGGGGGGGGAGGGUACUCCUUAUAAUGACUUAUACGGUGAGGCUCCGCCCGAAAGGGGUAUCUUUUUCAGACUUCAGGUAUAUAAAAGGGUAGGGACUUUACUCGUUGAGGUAUACGAAAGGGCAGGGAAAUCUGUCAUGCGGUUCUGUGAAAGGGCCCAAAGGGUUAACAGAUGAAUUUUAUGGCUUUUAAUGUCGAGAAAACGUUCUAUUUUUGUGAUUGAUUCUUAUUUAAACGACAGUGCAUUUACAGCAUUUAAAAUGGAUGCACAGUUCUCGACAACUUAAGGUAUGUGAAAGGGAUACCAUUUGUCAAUAGAAGGUAUACGAAAGGGGUACCGUUUUCGUGAAAUGGUAUACACCUAUUUCAAUUAAGGUUGCUCCCGCGAACCAUGUUUCAUAGCCUGCAGUACACUAUGGGAAACUUUUGUAGCGGAAGCUUAGUCUUGUUCACGUUCCUUGAAAUAAUGGAGACGAUUUGUGAGAAGGUGUUCAAGACAGCUUUCAAUUCAAAUGGCUGCUAAAAUUCUUAAGUGAGCUGAAAAAUUUCACUUUUAAGAUCUCAUGGUAAAAAAUUAGAAGCCUCUUCUUUUAACAACAUUAAUUGAAUAGGGUUUUGCUGCGUUUUUGCAUGGGUCAGCCUAAAAUGCUGGUUAUUUUAAUAAAGCAAAUCCAUGCUAUUCUUCUUUUUAACUCUGUUUUAAAAUAAUUGCCUCAAAAGUAGAUAAACACGUAAUGUUAGUUAUUUAUUGCUGUUCGACAAACGCCUUGAAUUAGAUUUUUUUCAACUCCAUCCAAAAUUCCCAAGUGCACGAGUCAAACAAACUCUUUGAAAAUUUGUAGCAUUUGCAUAUCACUACAGAGAAAAACCUAACCGCAAAUCACCGUCUUAAAUCAAAAAGCGAUUCAGUGUUUUGAAAUACAUUGUCUUAACGUUCUGCUGACAUCGCAUAGAAGCGUUAGGAGCGUUUGCUUUCUAGGUUUCUAGGCUCGUUGUAGGCACAUAAUUGACUAUACCUGCUACAAUAAUGCACCGCGGGCUAUGAAACAUGGAUCGUGCAUCAUUCUUCUCAGAAGCAACCUAAAUUGAAAUAGGUGUAUAGAAGGGUAAGGGGUUGGACCUCGGGGCGGAGCCUCCCCGUAUAAAAAUUUGUUCAGUACCCCCCGGGAUUAAUUAUUACUCCUAGAUUGAGGAUGGUUGAUUACUAUUUACAUGGACAAACUGGUUGGUUGACGGUUUGGGUAAAUGGUAAGAAAAAUUCAGGACUGGUAAAUUUCACUCCGGAAUCCCCUUUCAAUUUGUACAAAUCAGUUUCAUUUUCCGAAAAAAGGCCCCUGAAGCCUGAACCUGGUGUCAAAGAUGGCUUUGAUCGAUCGAAGAAAUGCAACACGAAUUUCCGUUGGAAAAUUCCGCUCAGGAAAACAGGAUUGCCUUAUCAAACGGUCCAAUCCGUUGCUCCCGAAAAUGUUUCACUGAAGCGACCUAUAUUUUCUGUAUGUUAUUCAUAGAUGGACGGGGCCGAGAAGAUGUUAAUCCGCGCAAAAGAACAGGGCUACCAGUACUGCAACGGUGGAGGCUGCCAUCAAAACUGUACAUCAGAAUUUAGAUGUUAUCAAAAAUGCAGAGGGCGAUGCCCUCAACAUUGCACAACAGGUGAGAGAUGUGAGCAGUCGUGCUCCAUCGACGGAAAAUGUCAUCAGUCCUGCAGCUCCAAUUCCUGCGUACAACGCUGUGACAAGGGUGCAAACUGUAACAUGACCUGCAAAGCCAGGGAGCGUUGCGUACAGGUACUAAAUAAUAAUUAUCAUAAUAAUGGUCUUUAUUUCCACCAGAUAAAGAUACAUAUCCUACGAUUUGAACGAAGAGCAACCUUAGCAACCUCGUUCCUUGGGAGGGGAGUGAAUGAGGUUGGGCGGAGAAAUGGAAUAUUUAGAUCGAUUAGUGAUCUUUAUUUUAACAUCAACGGGAUCAUCCCUCGCUGCUUCUGCUGUUUGAGCGAGCGAAGAGAUUCCGACCGCAGUCCCGUAUCCAGGGUCUAAAUAGAGCUGAAAGAGAGAGAAAGCUUGAAUAUUAAGAGCGAAAAAAAACGGGAAAGAGGCAGGCUUUCAUUUUGCAAUAAGAGCUGGGAAUCGCCAGAAAUCUGGAAUCAGAAUGCUCUCAUUCUGAUUUAAUUUUGACUUUAGGUCUAUUUUAGACAUUUUACUACUUGCGAAUUUGGAUUUAAUUCUCAUAGCUAAAUUGUCUAACGCUUUUCGCUAAUGUCGGAAAUGUCUUAAACUUGAUUUCAUAGCAAUGCUCUAAAGGAGGCUGUCAUGGAGUUUGUGACUCUCGAUCGUGUCUGCAGCAAUGUGAUGCCGGUAAUUGCAUCAUGGAAUGCAAUGGAAUGCAAUGCCAGCUUAAUUGCACGGGUGGAGGCUGUAACCUUACAUGUCCUGAUGGAGCAUUGUGCAAACUACACUGUGGAGCUCAUCAAAACUGUACUAUCACAAGAAAAGUGAAGCCAAGAAAAUUUGGCCACUUGACUGCGACAGUCAAUGGCUGCAGCUUUGAUCCCUGUAGGACUCUCUUUAUGGUUGUCACGACCGUUAUGUUUUUGUCCUCUUAGGGUGAUAACUGCAGCAAUCAGUAAAUCGAGGAGGUACAGAUUUUCUUUAACACAUCUUUCAAAACAAUCUGUGCGAGAAACUGUGGGUCAACAACUUUACUUUACAAUUUAUAGGCUUUGUUCAUGUUGUCUCCCACAGUCAUGACUUGCAGGAAGUGUACAUCACUCCAGUCUUAAGACCUUUCCGACAAGAUAGGUCAGUUCGAGUGGAAAAUAUGUUUUUUGUUCGGGCUUGACUCUCACUGAGACAAGUUGCACACGUGUGCCGUAUACCAACCCACGGCCUGGCCUGAGUACCUAACGCAUACGCACAGCCGUAUCACUAAGGUCGUGGCAGCCAUGAAAAGCUGUUCACCCUUAUUAGGGCUCACGUGUUCAACGACCCUUUCCUUUCCAGGCAAGUAUAAAGUACUCCUUUAAGCGUCAGCUCAACACAACACGUAUGGGAGCUGUUGGCUGGGCAGUUUUCCCACGGCAUGCGCUGGGAAGGCGGACCAGCAUUUUUGCCGAUCUGUGCGCCAGUAAAUCCAGUAAGACAAACUGGCCAGGAGGUGGGUUGGUGUUCGUGUGUCACCUGCUUU
Molecule: messenger RNA, 5032 nt
Organism: Porites lobata
Lineage: Eukaryota; Metazoa; Cnidaria; Anthozoa; Scleractinia; Poritidae
Source: the annotation of a GenBank genome assembly